AUGAAUAAUAUAAGAUCGAGAUUCUCAUCUCUUAGAGAGUACCUUACUCCGGUGACUCAUACCUCAACAUUCAAGACCACCGGGGAAAUCACUCCCGAAGAGUUUGUGGCUGCCGGAGAUUAUUUGUCCUACAAGUUCCCUACAUGGCAAUGGUGUCCUGUCGCCGAUGACUCGCUUGAAAAGACGUUCUUGCCCAAGGAUAGGCAAUUUCUCGUCACUAGGAAAGUCCCAUCGUACCAGCGUGCGUUGUCGUAUCUCAAUGGUGGGGCAGAAGAAGAUGAUGAAGAAGAUGUUGCCGAUGAAGAUGGCUGGACCACCACCCACACCCAUAUGUUAAAGAAGGGUGACAACGAGAAAGAAGUUGCAGUGGCAAAAAAUGAUCAUUCCCAUGAACUUAUAAACGAUCAAGAGAUCCAGGAUAUAGACGAUGAUGAUUUUGACAUUGAACCAGUAGUGGAAGAUGGUAAGAACCCUAGCGGCGGCGUCGUGCUGCUGCUGCAAGAAUCCCGUCGUAAUUAUGAUUUAUACAUUACUUAUUCCACAUCGUAUCGUGUGCCAAAGAUGUAUCUUGUUGGGUUCGAUGCUGAUGGUAUUCCAUUGACUCCUGACCAAAUGUUUGAGGAUAUUAGUGCCGAUUACCGUGAUAAAACCGCAACGAUUGAAAAGGCGCCAUUUUUGCAAAACACCACUUCGGUAUCGAUCCACCCAUGUCGCCAUGCCACGGUAAUGAAAGUCUUGAUGUCCAGAGCCCAAAUUGCAGCACAAUCCAGGAAGGCCGAAGCCGCGGAAGCCGCCACCAAGGAUAUCACUCAGGGGAUAAAUAAAUUGGGGUUGAAAGAUAGUGAAGAAACAGGAGGUGAUGACGAAUGGGAAGAUGUACAAGGUGUAGGGAAUAAUAAAGAGGAAGACGAAGAAGAUGGGGUUAUUAGAGUAGAUCAAUACUUAGUUAUCUUUUUGAAAUUUAUUGCUAGUGUCACCCCAGGGAUUUACCAUGAUUAUACCAUGGAUGCUUUAUAA
Molecule: messenger RNA, 1017 nt
Organism: Saccharomycopsis crataegensis
Lineage: Eukaryota; Fungi; Ascomycota; Saccharomycetes; Ascoideales; Saccharomycopsidaceae
Gene: ATG3
Product: Atg3p
Exons: 1
Coding region: 1-1017 (338 amino acids)
Biological process (GO): nucleophagy; autophagosome assembly; autophagy of mitochondrion
Cellular component (GO): phagophore assembly site; cytosol
Molecular function (GO): Atg8-family ligase activity
Source: RefSeq, a predicted model, not a curated record